AUGAAGUUGUCCUUACAGCAAUUGACUGCAGCAUUGUCAAUCCUGUCUCGAGCAUUGACGGUUGCGACUGGUGUCGACCACGUCCGGAAUACAAGCGAUGCCGGUAAUGACGUCGUGGAGAUCAGGGACGCCAGGUGGCACUGGGAAAAUGACCAGCACGCCGUCGUCACCUCUGCGCUGCACGCUGACUUUCUGGAACACUUCAAGCCAAACGACUUGAACCAAACAUGCUCGAGCGAUCGACACGCAAUGUCCUUUACUCGUCAGGUGCGCGGCGCUAAUCUCGGUGGGUGGCUCGUCCUGGAGCCCUGGAUCACACCCACGCUCUUUUACCAGUUCCUGAGCACGCAGGAGCGCUUUGGAGAUCAGGCGCCCAAGAAGACAGCGCUAGACAUGUACACCUUUUGCACAGCGCUCGGCAAGAACGAAGCGAAUCGUCAAUUACGUAUCCAUUGGGCUACUUGGGUGACCGAAGCUGAUCUCAAAGAGAUGGUAGAAGCCGGCGUAAACUCGCUCCGUGUGCCCGUUGGUGACUGGAUGUUCAAGCCUUACGAGCCAUUCGUGGGCUGCACGGACGGUGCCGUCAGUGAACUCGACCGGGUCGCCGAUCUCGCUCUCAAGUACGACAUUGACUUGCUCCUGGACAUCCACGGCUUGAUCGGGUCGCAAAAUGGCUUUGACAACAGUGGCAUGUCGUCGUCGGUAAAGUGGACGUCAACUGCAACUGCGCUUCCCGUUGGUACCACCUCGUUCGAGCACUGGCCGCUUCGCUCAGCUGGAUGGGCAGGUGAGUUUGACUCUGCUACGAACACGUACAGAAAUGUCAAUUACGAGCACCUGAAGCACUCCCUUGACACCGUCACGGCCAUUGUCAAUCGCUACGCCGAGCACCCUGCCGUCCUCGGACUCGAGCCAGUGAAUGAACCAUGGGAAUACACGCCGAUAUGGCUGCUCAAGGACUACUACUGGAAGUCGUACAAGCGCGUGAAAGCUCGUGCUCCUCACUGGAAAUUCGUGCUCCAUGACUCGUUCCGCUUUGGCGUGCAGUACUGGUCUCAGUUCAUGCGCGGAUGUCCUGACAUUGCUCUCGACACUCACAUCUACCAGGCGUGGAACUCCCCGGGUACGCGCCCGGAUUACUUUGCCAGUGCUUGCCAGCAAAAGUACAAGAUCGCGGAGAUGGAACACGCCUUGAUGCCGGUCAUCGUCGGCGAGUGGUCACUGGGCACGGACAACUGCGCCAUGUGGCUGAACGGGUUCAACGACAACCUACCCGGCUUUCCUACCGUCCAGUGCAGCCUGAUUGAAUGUCCCGUACACAGCACGUACCUCGGUAAGGGCUUCCCGGGCACACCUUUAGACGUCACCAAGCCGAUCCAGGGCCCCUACGGUACCGGCCAGUCCGGUCCAUCGUUUGGCUUGUGCCCCGUCACCAGUAACAUCUCAUUUGGCCAGGAAAAUGACGAGGACGAGCGCGAGUUUGCACGGAAUCUCAACCUGAAGAAGCUGAAUGCAUUCGCAGCGGGCCAUGGCUGGUAUUUCUGGAAUUUCAAGACAGAGUUUGGCUCGCGGUGGAACUUCCUUGACCUCGUUCGUAACGGCGCGUUCCCGAAGAACGUCUCAAACUACGACACGGAUGAUGAAGUGGCUACUGCUUGUUUGGCAGAAGACAAUGGUGCCUUCACGUGCUCGACGAAGCAGGGAGUGCGUGUCUCGGACCUUCAGAGAGGCCUGGAUUACGCCUGUGGGGGGGACGACAACAAGGUGGAUUGCUCAGGCAUUAGCGAGCGAUAUGAGACCAUCGAGGAGCGCUGUGACUGGGCUUAUAACGAGUACUGGCAUGCACAUCGUGGGGAAGGCAGUACGUGUGACUUUGGUGGGACCGCUCAUUUGCUCGCGAGUCCCAGUGUCUCCAACGUGGUGCACCUGACGGUUGUGGCCUCCUCUUUGAGCAAUAAAGUGCUCAUCUGGACCCUGGUCGCGACCAUCGCGGGCUUUAGUGCACUGGUUGCUGGUCUAGCUCUGGCGCGCCACCGAAGGCGAGAAGGGUACGCCCCCUUGCUCGGUCACGUGAGCGUGGACGUGAAGUCAGUUCCCUCAUAA
Peronospora matthiolae is the source of this 2103-nucleotide messenger RNA. Lineage: Eukaryota; Oomycota; Peronosporomycetes; Peronosporales; Peronosporaceae. The record is from the annotation of a GenBank genome assembly.